AUGGCCUCAUGUGACUUCGACAUGUGUUUUACAUUUAUAUCGGUUGGGUGGGAAGGAUCAGCACAUGAUACACGUGUCUUUCUUCAUGCAAUCGAGACAUCAUCUAUGAACUUCCCGAAACCUCCUGAAGGUCGAUAUUACUUAGUUGAUAAGGGAUAUCCAGACCGAAAAGGAUAUUUAGUGCCAUAUCCGAGGAUAAGAUACCAUCAAUCUGAGUUCCAACACGAGUUGCCAAAUAAUGCAGAAGAAGCAUUCAAUCGGGCUCAUUCAUCUCUUCGAAGUUGCAUCGAAAGAUCAUUUGGAGUACUGAAAAAGAGAUGGAAAAUACUAAGUAAAAUGCCUAAGUUUAGUGUCGAGACACAGAUUGAUGUGAUAAUGGCGGCAUUUGCAUUGCAUAACUUCAUUCGGAUCAAUUCAAAUGAUGAUUUGAUGUUUGGAGUGCUUGAGAAGCAUCCAGAGUACAUACCCAAUGAUGAACUACAAGAUGAAUCUACUUCACAUCCUGGCUACGACAAUUCAAGAGAAACCAAGAAUGUGAUGAAAAAUAUUCGCAAUGAUAUUGCAAAGAUGAUUUGGAGUGCAACAAUAUAG
This is a messenger RNA of Striga hermonthica, 591 nucleotides long. NCBI's taxonomy places the organism in Eukaryota, Viridiplantae, Streptophyta, Magnoliopsida, Lamiales, Orobanchaceae. The record is from the annotation of a GenBank genome assembly.